CCUCAACACCAACAACGAAUGCAAAUCAAACCAAUAAUCGUGCCUCUACACAUGCACUCAAAUGUAUUAGCUUGCAUCGCUCAUAUAAUUGUUCCCUUUGGGAUUGCUGCCUCGCCGCUUGCUCUUUCGCGCGAACAGGCUAACAUCGCGAAAUCAUCGCGCAGUCACGCCCUUGCCCGCUGAACGACGCCUGUCCAUAUUCUAUAUAACACUUGCCUGUCGUCUUCUAAUCAUCAUACCCACAGACCAUCAUGGAACUGCCUGAGGAACUUUACCUCGAGAUCUUCUCAUACUUGCCCCAGCAUCAUCUACGCUUAGUGUCUCGAACAUGCCGCACUUUCGCGACCCUUACAAAGCCGUUGAUGUUCCAGACAAUCCAUUUGGACGGCUCAGCCCAGACCGGAUUUGGUCGAGUGGAGGAUGGCCAGUAUAAAAUCCAUCCCGGUCGUUCACGGACGGUGGAAUUGGGCUCUCUGGAAAGUACUGUGGAUGAGCUGUUGGCACUGGACAUUGCGCGCCAUGUUCGUAAGCUAAAGUUCAGUCCUACCUACUACGUAGAUGGUUUCUGGUCGAGCUAUCGCCGAUGGCUAGAGAGGGAGCAGGAUUACGAGGCAGACUUCCAUAAUAUGUAUGAAGAAGAAGAAUUCGAGGAGGAUUCCGAGGGCGAAUAUGUUGGUAUCCGUCGUCGCGCCGAGGCACGGCUGGCAAGACCUGGUAAAGAGCGGAACUUGAUUGAGCAGGCGGAAGCGAUCUGGGUCUCCAAGGUUGAGGAGCAGCGCGAAAGGGCAGAUGAAAUCUCAGCGGUACUGGUUAAACUUUUCGCUCACAUGCCGAGCUUGAAAGCUAUCGAAAUCCAAGAGUGGCAUUGCGACUUGAGUGACUAUGGGAUUGUAGACGACUACGACAAUGAGGUGAGUGAACAGUUCUCCGGAUGCAGGACGACCUGGAAGCACCUUGAACUGCUAAGCUCUGCUCUUCAAGCGUCAAAUAGUCGCAUCCAGAGUCUAGUCCUCCCGAAGAUUCAUCCGUCCUCUAUAACAACGAGUGCCGCCUUGGAGCACAUGUUCAGCUCUCUCACUACACUCUCAUUCAACGCCGAGAGUGUGGACUUUCUACUUGAGUCUCAAAACAACGAAGGCUCAUUGCUUGCUUCGUUGAUUUGUCACGCAUCUCAGACAUUACAAACGCUUGAGUUUCGCAACAUAACUACAUCACAUCCACAACUACCGGAUGUGGGAGAGCACUACAUUGAAAAGCUCUUUGGUAGCGUCAGUGCUCCCGUCUCCACAUAUACGCCAUUAGUUUUCCCGGCAUUGAAAACUUUGAAGCUACGAAGUCUCCUUCUGGAAACACCGUCUCUUAUCGACUUCCUCUCCCAGCAGCCAAAGUUGCAGUAUGCUCAUUUCGAGUACGUCUAUCUUACUAGCAUAGGAUACAAGUGGCACAACGUCGCGCAAAAGUUGCCACCGUCAUGCAACAAACUCUACAUUGGUCGUUGUGGACAUGAGAAAUGGGCCUUGAAUUCGCCCGCAGCAUACAAUCAUAUCAAGCCAUUCUUACCCUUCAAAGAAGAAUUCCCAUCUACCUCAGGUUGGCGGCUGAACGAACUGGCUUUCCAAAGGGAAAUGGAUGAUGACUUACAACGGCAGUUGGAUGCCGGGAUGGCUGGUGUGUUGCCGCCAGAUCAGAUGUAUAUGGGGAAGACGAGAGAAGAGUGGGUGGCUAUGAUGAGACUUGCUAGCGACCAUGCAGAGUUUGAGAGGAUUUGAGUUGGGUCAAAGGCAGGCGACAUCGGAUGUUCGGAGGAAGUGUGCUUCAGAGCAUGUGCGUGGUUGAGAAGUGUGGAUUGAUUGUUGUUUAACGACCUAUUUGAAACUUCCCAUUGGGUAUUCGGGCGGGGUAUGCCAGGGAAGGAAAAAAGAAAAAAAAAGGACGUCGGAGACAGGACUCGAACUAUCAGCCGUUAGUGGAGG
Molecule: messenger RNA, 1973 nt
Organism: Alternaria alternata
Lineage: Eukaryota; Fungi; Ascomycota; Dothideomycetes; Pleosporales; Pleosporaceae
Exons: 3
Coding region: 252-1769 (505 amino acids)
Molecular function (GO): protein binding
Source: RefSeq, a predicted model, not a curated record